This is a messenger RNA of Rhinopithecus roxellana (golden snub-nosed monkey), 5809 nucleotides long. RefSeq names its product GATA zinc finger domain containing 2A (gene GATAD2A). The transcript is spliced from 13 exons. The coding region runs from base 435 to 2339 and encodes 634 amino acids. Gene Ontology annotation, biological process: negative regulation of transcription by RNA polymerase II. Gene Ontology annotation, cellular component: NuRD complex. Gene Ontology annotation, molecular function: sequence-specific DNA binding. The record is from RefSeq and is a predicted model, not a curated record. Lineage: Eukaryota; Metazoa; Chordata; Mammalia; Primates; Cercopithecidae.
CUAGCAACCGGGGAAGCCGGGCUGUGAAGCGGGCAAUUUCAGUGUGAGUCUGAGCCGCGAGACCGAGCGGCGGCUCUGAGCGCGGCGCGGCGGCUCCUCCCGCCCGGGGUCAGCGCCCCGGCGCGCGCACGCGCACCCCCGCCGCUCGAGCGCGUCCCGCGCCGCCCGCGCAGUCGGUGGGUCGGUCGUCUGUCCUGUCGCCGCCGCCGCCGCCGCGGCCGCCGCCGGCGCCACCUGAGGGAGUCGCCUCCGCGGGACGCCACAGGACCUGACCGGACUGCGCCGCCCGAGGUCGUCCCGUGUCCCGGCCGCCGUCGGCGAGGGCGCGGAGCAACUUCGGUUGGUCAGCACGUUGUCUCAAGUAGCCUUUUGACGUCGCUGUGGCCAUGGCCAACUGGUAGGACCAGCACCCCAUACCCCGAAGCCAGUUCAGAAUGACCGAAGAAGCAUGCCGAACACGGAGUCAGAAACGAGCACUUGAACGGGACCCAACAGAGGACGAUGUGGAGAGCAAGAAAAUAAAAAUGGAGAGAGGAUUGUUGGCUUCAGAUUUAAACACUGACGGAGACAUGAGGGUGACACCUGAGCCGGGAGCGGGUCCAGCCCAAGGAUUGCUGAGGGCAACAGAGGUCACGGCCGUGGCCAUGGGCAGAGGCGAAGGGCUGGUGGGCGAUGGACCCGUGGACAUGCGCACCUCACACAGUGACAUGAAAUCCGAGAGGAGACCUCCCUCACCCGACGUGAUUGUGCUGUCCGACAACGAGCAGCCCUCGAGCCCGAGAGUGAAUGGGCUGACCACGGUGGCCUUGAAGGAGACUAGCACCGAGGCCCUCAUGAAAAGCAGUCCUGAAGAACGAGAAAGGAUGAUCAAACAGCUCAAAGAAGAGUUGAGGUUAGAAGAAGCAAAACUCGUUUUGUUGAAAAAGUUGCGGCAGAGUCAGAUACAAAAGGAAGCCACCGCCCAGAAGCCCACAGGUUCUGUCGGGAGCACCGUGACCACCCCUCCCCCGCUUGUUCGGGGCACCCAGAACAUUCCUGCUGGCAAGCCAUCGCUCCAGACCUCUUCAGCUCGGAUGCCCGGCAGCGUCAUACCCCCGCCCCUGGUCCGAGGUGGGCAGCAGGCGUCCUCGAAGCUGGGGCCACAGGCGAGCUCGCAGGUCGUCAUGCCCCCACUCGUCAGGGGGGCCCAGCAAAUCCACAGCAUUAGGCAACAUUCCAGCACAGGGCCACCGCCCCUCCUCCUGGCCCCCCGGGCGUCGGUGCCCAGUGUGCAGAUUCAGGGACAGAGGAUCAUCCAGCAGGGCCUCAUCCGCGUCGCCAAUGUUCCCAACACCAGCCUGCUCGUCAACAUCCCACAGCCUACCCCAGCAUCACUGAAGGGGACGACAGCCACCUCCGCUCAGGCCAACUCCACCCCCACUAGCGUGGCCUCUGUGGUCACCUCUGCCGAGUCUCCAGCAAGCCGACAGGCAGCCGCCAAGCUGGCGCUGCGCAAACAGCUGGAGAAGACGCUACUCGAGAUCCCCCCACCCAAGCCCCCAGCCCCAGAGAUGAAUUUUCUGCCCAGCGCCGCCAACAACGAGUUCAUCUACCUGGUCGGCCUGGAGGAGGUGGUGCAGAACCUACUGGAGACACAAGCGGGCAGGAUGUCGGCUGCCACUGUGCUGUCCCGGGAGCCCUACAUGUGUGCACAGUGCAAGACAGACUUCACGUGCCGCUGGCGGGAGGAGAAGAGCGGCGCCAUCAUGUGUGAGAACUGCAUGACGACCAACCAGAAGAAGGCGCUCAAGGUGGAGCACACCAGCCGACUGAAGGCUGCCUUCGUGAAGGCGCUGCAGCAGGAGCAGGAGAUUGAGCAGCGGCUCCUGCAGCAGGGUGCAGCCCCUGCACAGGCCAAGGCCGAGCCCGCUGCCGCCCCACACCCCGCGCUGAAGCAGGUCAUAAAACCCCGGCGUAAGUUGGCGUUCCGCUCAGGAGAGGCCCGCGACUGGAGUAACGGGGCUGUGCUACAGGCCUCCAGCCAGCUUUCCCGGGGUUCGGCCACAGCUCCCCGAGGUGUCCUGCACACGUUCAGUCCAUCACCAAAACUGCAGAACUCAGCCUCAGCCACAGCCCUGGUCAGCAGGACCGGCAGACAUUCCGAGAGAACCGUGAGCUCCGGCAAAGGCAGCGCCACGUCCAACUGGAAGAAGACGCCCCUCAGCACAGGCGGGACCCUUGCGUUUGUCAGCCCAAGCCUGGCGGUGCACAAGAGCUCCUCGGCCGUGGACCGCCAGCGAGAGUACCUCCUGGACAUGAUCCCACCCCGCUCCAUCCCCCAGUCAGCCACGUGGAAAUAGUGCGAGCCAGGCCCCGUGGAAGACGGGCUCCCUCCUCCCCCACCUGGCCCCCAGUCUAGAAGGACCCACUGCAUCACCCUCCGCUGGCUCGGGAAGACACCGUGCCAGUCCCAAGAGCGAGCACCAGCCGUGCUGCAGAGGCGAGACCUCAAUUCUUGGCUGCAAAGUUUCAUCAGGGCUGGGGGGCUGGUGCCGCCUCAUAGGCGGACAAGGAUCAUCGCUGGGGGACCUUUCCCGUGGGCUUUCUUCCUUUCUCUCUUUGCCUUUAGUUUGCCCGACACCAGCAGAAAAGUGGACCUUGGGGGCUGGUUCUGCUCCCGGCCCCCUUGUUCGGCCCCUGCCGGCACACGGGCGGCUCACCCUGGACACUGUGAUGCGCAUGGGCAAGGCCAGCGCCCGGGGCUUCUGAACCGAGCGGGGCGUUUCGUUUUGUUUUUGCUUUUCCCCGUCUUAGGCUCCCGAUCUUUGACUGCCUUCCCAUGGCGAUCUGUAAGUUGAAAGAUUUUUUUUUAAUCACCUCAUGAUGAUGGAGUUAAAAGUAAACCGUGCAGACCCUGGGGUCCCUGUUGUGCGCUGUGUCGUCCUGCUGGCCCUGUGCCCUGGAGGGUGGGCGGCUUAUGGUGCCACAGCCCCUGGCAGGGACGGCCGGCCCGCCCCGGUAACUGAUGGACAGAUGCAGGAUGACCGAGGCAGCCCUCGCUCCAGCUGAACGCUUCCACUGCUGCUGGUUCUGGAGACCCCCGCCCCCGGACCUCCUAGACUUAGAAGAACAAACUGAAGAACAGACCCAGCCAGAGAAGCAGGGAUUCCAGAAGCUGCCCACAAAGGCCAGAAGCUGCCCAUGAAGGGAGGAGGAGAGGAUCUGGUCGGCAGCAGCCCCGAGCAGGAAGCUGGAGUGGGGACUGUUGCGGGGUUUUUCUGUUGUGGUUUAUUUUAUUAAAUUCUUUCCUUUUUUCUAUUCAUUUCGAUGGACGCAAUCUUAAGCCACCCUGGCCUUGUUCCUAGCAGGUGAAUGUGCACAGGUGUGUAGAGGUCGGAAGGCGCCGUCCAGGUGUGCGGCGAGCCACCACGCACACGACUUCAGGAUUUCCGUUUGGGUCUAGUUUAGAACCUGUCCUUAAACCUAGGGGUUGCUGUCAGGAUUUGCUUUCAGACUUUUUUUGGAACUCCCUUUAGAGUCUACAAAAAUGUUUUAAAAGGAUCAGGUCUGCUUUUAGUUUCAUUUUUGUUUCUUUCCCAUCCCACUCUUUAAAAACUGGAUCCAUGAGGAAAGGCAGAAGCCGUUCUGUGUCUCCUUCACGCUGGGCCGGCUUCUUGGCUGGUGCGAGGGCAUCCUGUGCCCACGUACAUGCAUGUGUCUCCGUGAGGACUGGGUUCCACCGGUCCCAAUUGAGCUCCAGCCCUGGUUUUUCUACCCAUGCAGUUAGGGAAUUUAAUUUAAUUUUUUUUUUUGUAGGGCCGCCGCCUUCAAAACUGCUACAACGUUCUAAUAAAGGCUCAUUUAACCCCCAGGCUCCUGUCGUGUGAAUAUCCUCAGUCUGUAGGAAACUUUUUUGAUACACCAUAGAAGACCUAGUUUUGGAAAAUAUCAUCUAAUUUUUUGUUGUGCAAACCCCCAAAUUUCUCACUGAUUUUUGUUUUUUUGUGCAUAACUUGGAUGGGCUGAAGAAGGUGAGGGCAGGGUGGGGAAGGGUGGCUUUCAUUCCAAGAUCCAGGGAUUUGGGGAAAAGGAAGGAAUUUGAUGUUUUUUGGGGUGGGAGGGGAGGGUGUGUUUUUUACACCAAAAAAAAAAAAAAAAAAAAAAAUUCAAGAGUAUGCAAGCAUUUCUAUUCUUCGCAUUUUUCUGUGUGCCUGGCAAAUAAAUACCUGUCUCCUACGACCCUGAGCUGUUAGCCCUCUCUGUUCCACGACAGGGGCCAGAUCUUCCAGCUCCUCCUGGAAGGAGCACCCAGGCUGGCUUCUUCCCACUGAAAGCCCUGCCCAGCAAAGCAACCUCAGUUCUAUGCAGUGGCUGGGGAUCAGGCAUCCAGGCCAAAGUCAUCUCUGCGUGCUGCAGCUUGGGUCAGCUGGGUCUGACCAGGGGGCCAGAUCCGAGCCGCACCCGCCGGCCCUCAGCCCCAGCUCCAGCUCCUGACCUCUCCCAGCCUGGCCCGGCUGUCCCUCCAGGGCUGAUGACUGUCAACCCGUCCUUAUGGACUGCUGCCCCUUGAAAGGGAGAGGGUCAGCCCCAGGUCCCCAGGGAGUAUUCCAUCAGGGACAACGUACAUACUGUGAUACAAUUUUUUUUUAUAGUUUCAGGGGGCAAAAGUGUGAGAUGCCUUAAUCUUUCCUUCAUUUCUGCUGUCUCGAGCACUCUAGCCCAUUAUUUCCUUUCAGUUCCUUGCAGCAUAACCUCUAUGAUAAGCCCCAAGCGGGUUGUUGUAUGAUGACGUUUAUGAUGUUCCAGGUGAAGGCAUUAUUAAGUACCUCUCUGGGUGUGGGAUUUGGAUUCAUCAGGAUAGCUAUUGAUUGAUGUUUAGGGUGUUCUACCCGCAGCAAAGCACACCCUCAAAACCGGCCAGUGCCUGGUCUUGGUCUCUCUUGAGAGCCCUACCAGGAUCAGGUUCCUGCAAGCCGUCAGAAUGUGGGAGCCCCCAGCCCAAAUGAUUGUAACUAUCCCCUGUUAUCUGUGACAUGAACCUCCAACAGCACCUGGAAACUUCGUUCUGUCGGCUGCCCUGUAGAGAGGGCUGGGGAGAUCUCAGAGUUCACACCUCACUUGUUGUAGUGGAGAUGGGGGGUAGGGUUUGGAAUGGCCAAGUGCCCUUGGAGCCUCCCACAGCUAUGGCCGUCUUGACCUCAUCCCAGGAACUCUACGGUGACAUCAAGAACCAUCUCUGACAAGGUCUGUAGCAGCCCUUCUCAGGGUGGAACAGUCCACAGUGCUAGUGGCUCCUGAUCUUUCCUGUAUCCGCGGACCUUGUUGAAGCAAAAACUUCAGGGCAGAGGGAAUGGGGCGACCCAGUGGCAGCCCCACUGGGCCCCGUGGCUGCCACUCUCCUAUUGGAUGCAGAGGCAGGGGAAAGACUUCUCUAUACAAAUAUUCUCAUCACAGGGGUCGCCAUCACAGAAGGGAUGAUCCUUGCUGCUCUGCCAUAGGGUUUUUGAUGCCGAGCUAUGCUGCAGAUGACGUUAACCUGAAGAACUUGGACUGAGCUUUUAAAAAAGGACAGCAAACAAUUUUAUAAUCCUUAAAGUGUAAUAGACGGUUACACUAGUGCAGGGUAUUGGGGGGGCUCUUCGGGGGUGGAGGCUGUCACUUGUAUUUAUUGUGACUCUAAAUCUUUGAUAGUAAAACAAAUGUAAAAAGAAAUGUUUGCCACCAGAUGGGAAUAGAAGUUCCAGUAAGCAGGCUGGAAUGGGUGGCUAUACGUUGUAUCACGAGGAAGUUUUAGACUCUGAAGGAUAAUAAAUGGAUGAUGUGUCAACUG